This is a messenger RNA of Struthio camelus australis, 1448 nucleotides long. NCBI's taxonomy places the organism in Eukaryota, Metazoa, Chordata, Aves, Struthioniformes, Struthionidae. The record is from RefSeq and is a predicted model, not a curated record.
GGGUUGCGUCUUGUGCCCUCUCUGCAGGUAUCCUCUCCUCCGCUCUGCAACCAUGGCCACCUCAGCAAGCUCCCACCUGAGCAAAGCUAUCAAGCACAUGUACAUGAAGCUGCCGCAAGGCGAGAAGGUCCAGGCCAUGUACAUCUGGAUAGAUGGGACUGGGGAGCACCUUCGCUGCAAAACUCGCACACUGGACCAUGAGCCCAAGAGCCUCGAAGAUCUCCCCGAGUGGAAUUUCGAUGGCUCCAGCACUUUCCAGGCUGAAGGCUCCAACAGCGACAUGUACCUGCGGCCUGCUGCCAUGUUCCGGGACCCUUUUCGCAAGGACCCAAAUAAGCUAGUUCUCUGUGAGGUCUUCAAAUACAACCGGCAGUCGGCAGAGACAAAUCUCCGACACACCUGUAGGCGGAUUAUGGAUAUGGUGUCCAACCAGCACCCCUGGUUUGGGAUGGAGCAAGAGUACACUCUUCUGGGGACAGACGGGCAUCCAUUUGGCUGGCCUUCCAAUGGCUUUCCUGGACCCCAAGGUCCAUACUACUGUGGCGUAGGGGCAGACAAAGCCUAUGGCAGAGACAUCGUGGAGGCCCACUACCGAGCAUGCCUUUACGCUGGAGUGAAAAUCGGUGGAACCAAUGCAGAAGUGAUGCCAGCCCAGUGGGAGUUCCAGGUGGGACCAUGUGAAGGGAUUGAGAUGGGAGAUCACCUCUGGAUUGCACGAUUCAUCCUCCAUCGAGUAUGCGAAGACUUUGGGGUCAUUGUGUCCUUUGAUCCCAAACCCAUCCCUGGGAACUGGAAUGGUGCUGGCUGUCACACCAACUUCAGCACCAAGAGCAUGAGGGAAGACGGAGGUCUCAAGCACAUCGAAGAGGCCAUUGAGAAGCUGGGCAAGCGUCACCAGUACCACAUCCGCGCCUAUGACCCCAAAGGGGGGCUGGACAAUGCCAGGCGCCUGACAGGCUUCCACGAGACCUCCAGCAUCCAUGAGUUCUCCGCUGGUGUGGCCAACCGCGGCGCCAGCAUCCGCAUCCCCAGGAAUGUGGGCCAUGAGAAGAAGGGCUACUUCGAGGACCGCCGGCCUUCUGCCAACUGUGAUCCUUACGCUGUGACGGAGGCCCUUGUCCGCACGUGUCUCCUCAAUGAAACUGGAGACGAGCCGUUUGAGUACAAAAACUAAGCGGACUGUGCCUACAGACACCGCCUUCCCCCCACAGUUCCUAUGCCCCUAAAAUUCCCUUCUAGAUGUAAUUCUGAGGGCACAAGAUGCCGUGUUUCGUGUCCCAAUAACUCUUGUUGUCUUGAGGUGGGGGAGGAGGGAGAGUUUAGUUUUAUCAAUAUCUGUUUGUCAUUGACUUCAAAAGACAGGAGGAGAGGGUGUUAGAAAACUUUUAACCACUGUUUUUUGUCUAAUUCAUCUGUACAUCUGAUGGGGAUCCACUGGCUUCCAGGGA